Molecule: messenger RNA, 591 nt
Organism: Prorocentrum cordatum
Lineage: Eukaryota; Dinophyceae; Prorocentrales; Prorocentraceae
Source: the annotation of a GenBank genome assembly
AGGCACUCUGUGAGACACCCCGCAGACGCCCCCGAGAAGGAGAGGAAUAUGUACACGAAGGUUCAGCUCGAGAAGGAGGCCGGGAAGGAGGCCUCGCAGCUUUACGGCCUGGGCUUCCGGCCCAGCACCGACGGCUUGGAGUGCCUCGUUGUGGAGGCCAUCCGGCCGUGCUCGCUGCUGGAUUUGUGGAUCAACAAGCAGGCGAACCCCACCGCCGAGGUACUCCUGGAGGAGGCGCUGGGCGACGCGCAGCCCGAGGGCAGCGGCGGCUCGGCCGCGGCCGCGGCCGACGGCGCCAGCGGCGCGGGGGAUCGCCAGGGCGACGACCCAGAGCGGCUGCGGCGGGCGGCGGAGGAGGUGCGCCCUGGCGCGGCCGUCGUUGCGGUGAACGACGUCUCCGCCGACGUCGGCAUGAUGCAGCUGCAGCUCACGAAGCCGAAGGUGACGAUGUGGGUCCGCUCCUACUACACGCACCCGAGCGAGUUCGAGAGCGAGCUGCUGGCGGCCCAGCAGGCGGUCCCGGGGCACGAAGGCCUCGGCGCCGCCGCCGCGGCGCAGGGCCCGGCGCCCGGGUCCGGCGCGCCAGGCGCC